GCAGGCUGCGAUGUUCGCGCAGGGCGCGUGGGGAUGGAGCUCGCCCUUCGACGCCCGCUCGCAGCCGCAGCGCCCGGCGGCGCGGCGGCCGCUGCUGCCGUGGAGGCCGCGCGCGGAGGCCGAGCGCCCGCCGCCGCGGCCCGCCGCCCGCGAGGUCGCGCAGCCGCCGCCCACGCCGAGGCCCCCGCGCCGCCUGCCGCUGCCGCGGCGGCGGCGGCUCGAGCGCGAGGAGGCAGGGCACGCGGACCUCGAGAGCUGCCGGGUCCGCAGCAGCAGCCCCAGCACCAGCUCCGACGACGAGUCGUCCCGCGGUUCGCGGUGCGCGGCCCGCCCGGAGUCGGACGGGGUCGGCUUUCCAACGGUGCUGGCCUACAACAAGUACACUUCUCUUGGAGACGACGACGACAGUUCCCGCGACGCGGAUGACUCCGGGACCGAAUCGGACCGGUGGCGCAGCGGUGUCGUCUUCUUCGAGUGCUGCAUCAAGAGGUGA
This is a messenger RNA of Prorocentrum cordatum, 493 nucleotides long. The record is from the annotation of a GenBank genome assembly. Lineage: Eukaryota; Dinophyceae; Prorocentrales; Prorocentraceae.